Molecule: messenger RNA, 3460 nt
Organism: Zea mays
Lineage: Eukaryota; Viridiplantae; Streptophyta; Magnoliopsida; Poales; Poaceae
Product: RING finger and CHY zinc finger domain-containing protein 1
Exons: 13
Coding region: 1894-2796 (300 amino acids)
Biological process (GO): protein ubiquitination; ubiquitin-dependent protein catabolic process
Cellular component (GO): nucleus
Molecular function (GO): zinc ion binding; ubiquitin protein ligase activity
Source: RefSeq, a predicted model, not a curated record
UUGCUAAAAAUGUCAAUUGAGUGUAUGAUUGGUGGGCCCGUUAGCGUUUUCGUCGUCGUCUUCUCACCGUCGCAAUGAUAAGGGCCUUUCAGUCGCGGUCCACUAGGCCCUACCCACGUCAGCCGCCCGAAUCCUCCAGAAACCGUGUGCUCCCCGAAGCAGUUUAGAUAUCUUCCUCCCAACCUUCCCUGCCAAAUCGCGGUCACUGCUCCGAAGUCCGAACCUUCAUACACAUCGUCUCGUUUCCGAUUUCCCCAAAUUCAGGCCACAGGCGCUACAGGACCCAGGCACCACUCGGUCGGCGGCCACCGCGUCGCCCCGCCUGCUCGAUUGGGGUCGCGUGUGCGAUAGGAAGUUCGUCAUACGCCUCGCGGUUUUUCUAGUUUCCGUUUUGAUUUCUAUGCGCCCAAUGUUUUGUCCGAUUGAUUGAUCUGCUUAGGUACGUGAGACUGUCUCUAUUGUUCGUGAGUGCGUAGAUGGUGGGUGAGUCUGGUUGUUUAGAUUUGUGACUGGUUGCUCGACUUGAUUGUGCUGACUGAUUGUUUCAUCUAUCGUGUAAGCUGUAUUAAUGUCUAAUCCCUUAAUUGCUUUGAAACCACUGCAUGUGCUUGAUUAGUUUGGUUUGUACCGACAGCUUUUGGUGCCUAUUUGUGAUGAGAUUGAACAUCCUGCUGCUUGUGUUUAAUCUUCUAGGUUCGUGUUCUUGCUGUAUGCGUGGUUAAUGGUUGACUAGUACUUCUCUGAUGCUGAGGAUGAUUGCUAUUGAUUGACUAGAAUUUAACAUUUCCCUGUGGGGAAGUAAUCUCCUAUGUUCUGUCGAAAGCAGCACACUCUGGCAACUGUAUUGCUGCAUAUAUUUUCCGUCAAAAAAAUAUUUGCUAAACAUGAAAACCACACUUAUUUUGCCUUUUCAUCUCUCCUUGUGGCACAAUACUAUGGCCCAGUUUUGAACCUAUGGCCCAACACUCUUAGCUAAUAACUCAACUAAUUGUUAACUAACUCGCAGCUAACAAUUAGUUCAUUAGCUGCCUCAAUCCAGCUAACAAUUUGUUAGCUGGCUAACUAUUAGAUUUAGGGGUUCCAAACAUGACUGUAUCAAUUGACUUCCUCUGUUGGCCGACCUUUGCAUAUAUCAUCAAUGAGCAGAAAAAAAACAGGUUUUGUUUUUGCUAAAUUAAGGAGAAGUAUCGCUCGAAUUUAGCAUCGUAAUGGGGGAACACAUCAUCUUCUCGAUGAAUUCCGCUAUAUGCCCCAGCUAUACCCAGAUGAGAACAGGAAGGGACAGUUUGUGGACUACUUGCAGGCUAUUGAUUUAUGUAUUCUUUGGUAAAGAAUCGGGAAGGGCAUUUUUCUUAUGCAGGUUGCAUAACCACUGGUGAUAUGAGAUGAUCUCUAUUCGCUUGGAAAGUAGAGAUAGGUUAAAUUUCGGUCUGAACGGUGAAACCUUAAAUAAAAUCUUAGGAUGCUGUGUGAGAGAAGCAUGCUGGCUCCCUCAAAGGUAUGUUUGAUUGAAGAAUCAACGGAUUGAAAAUCUCUUAUGGAUAGAAGUGCUUAUUAACUAAAGAUUUUGAAGAAGAAGCUGCUGUCUGCUGGAGAGAAUGGUGUGGACAACGCGGUAAAUUUGGUGCAGAUGGAUGGUGUGUUCAAAUUGAUCGGAGUUCUCUGGAUGGAUACCUAUCGAGUAGUAUAAUUCCUCUCUCAGCUCACUGUCCAGACAAUUAGUGCUAUCUGUGACUGUUGGGCAAUCAGGUUAUCGAGAUUUUGCUGGUUGGAGCUGUCCGGCAUUGCUUUCAUCUUUUAUCAAUAUGCCGGUCUUUGGCAGCAUAUGGCGAUUCAGAACUGUAUUGUGUUGUGUUUGCAACGUGAUAGCUUGUACUGGGAACAAAGGUCAAGAUGGGCGCCUUGGACCUACACCUUGACUUUGCUUCUGCUCAACAUGGACAAGCCAAGUUAAAGGAAUAUGCCAAGAGCUCUUUGUUGUCUGAUGGAAACUACAAUACAGACAAGAUCAAUGGUUCAAACCCUGAUGACUAUGAGAAAUUUGAGAAAGGGAUAAUGCACUAUGGGUGUCCACAUUAUAGAAGGAGAUGCCGCAUAAGAGCUCCUUGCUGCAAUGAAAUUUUUGAUUGCCGACACUGCCACAAUGAAACUAAGAAUUCCAUUAAAAUUGAUAAAAUGAAGAGGCAUGAACUUCCACGCCAUGAAGUGCAGCAGGUUGUAUGCUCAUUGUGUGGCACUGAACAGGAGGUGCGACAAGUAUGUAUCAAUUGCGGUGUUUGCAUGGGGAAAUACUUCUGUGGUUUGUGCAAACUCUUCGACGAUGAUGUCUCUAAACAGCAGUAUCACUGCAACGGAUGUGGAAUAUGUAGAAUCGGAGGGAGGGAGAAUUUCUUCCACUGUUCAAAAUGUGGAUGUUGCUAUUCAAUUGCGCUGAAGAAUAGUCAUGCAUGUGUUGAAGGGGCGAUGCAUCAUGACUGUCCAAUCUGCUUCGAGUACUUGUUCGAUUCGACAAAUGAUGUUUCCGUCCUGCCUUGUGGUCAUACCAUUCAUGUAAAGUGCCUGAAAGAAAUGGAAGAGCACUGCCAGUUUGCAUGCCCCCUUUGCUCCAAGUCGGUUUGUGACAUGUCGAAGGCAUGGGAAAGGCUCGACAUGGAGCUGGCAACUCUGUCUGACUCCUGUGAUCACAAAAUGGUCCGCAUAUUAUGCAACGACUGCGGGGCAAUAUCAGAUGUGCAGUUCCAUUUGAUUGCGCACAAGUGCCAGAAUUGCAAGUCAUACAACACCCGCCAGAUUUGAAGUAAGAAUCGCAAGUCACACAACACCGUCAGAUCUGAAAUAGCAAAUCCUGUGGGGGUUUCUGCAUUUCUUCAAGAAGCGUGAUGGACUGAUGGCCCCUUCCCGUGAGCUGCUGAGCACCGGGAUAUCUGGCAAGACACUCAUCACUGUAUCCACUCCACUGGGUCCUGCGGAGGCAAACAGCUCGAGAUUGUAUAUCUGCUGCUAGCUGCCGCCCUUCGUUAUGCAUAAGCCUACUCUUGCCGUUUUACUCCUGUCGCUCCGUGAUUCUAGUGUAAUAAUGUCAUAUUUACUGUUGCUUCAAGUAUGGCCCGUACGGCUGCGGUUGAACGGCGGCGGCGGCUGCUGAGCCACAGUACCUUGCUGUUGCUGAGACUGCACCCAGCCACAGUGCGCCGCCGCCGCCGCAGCUUGUAGCUGGACUUGAUUUAUGAAGGUGCCGGAAGAGUUCUUGGUUGCGGGUAGCUAUUAAGGCCAUCUCGAGUAGAUGUCCUAUUACAUCCCUUAUUUCAUCCUCUAUUUCAAACUUUAUAUAAAUAGUAUUAAAUAUCUCAUCUACACUGCCCUAUCUCCUGAUCUUUUAAGACAGUCUUUAGUUAGGAAAAUGUGAACGGUGUGCACAUGUGGUUGUACGUCAAAUCCGGAUCCCAUUUUCUAUGCUUAA